GCCAUAACACGCGACAACCCCACCACGUCAUUGCCUCCGCCCGAGUCGGGGCUUCGUUGGUGGCUUUUCGGCCACUAAUGAUUUUCUCGUCUUGCCAAAACUUUGGCAUUAUUUUCCACGACUGACACCUCCUAAACUAGAUUGGCAGAGAGAAUAUCUGGCGAGCUUUCAGGAACUUUACCAUCAUUUCCUGUCUUCCUAAUAAACUGCGCCCUCUCAGACGGCAUAGACCCGAUUGGUCCCCCAGAUACCCCUCUCUCAAGGCCCCAUCAGAACCGACCCGAACCAACAAGAAGCAAGGCCCACCAACAUUACCCAGACUGCCGCCUUGCAUUACCGACCGCGGUGCUCUGGACAACAACAGGCCUUGCAUGCAACGACCACGACCGUAACCUUUUUCAACUUAUCAAGUGUUGUCCGCGGCUUUGUUCCUUUGAGGUCACCAGGCCCCGCGCGAGCGCCCGAAACCUCUACGUCGGAGGAGGAAACGUUCCGCCAGUUUGCACCGCCGACCAAACGGAGCACUCACCUACAUCGCUUUGCGCACGUGCAAAGACCCGCGUCGACCAAGACAGCCCGAACUGGUACAGAUCGAACAGAAAAACGUACAAAAUGCCUUUGACAGCGGUCCAGAAGACGCUGUCGGCGCAGUUCGUCCACAUGACGGCCACGAACGACAAGGUUGCGCAAAAGUUUUUGAAGAAUGCCAACUGGAAGCUGGACAUUGCUGCUGAUGCUUACUUCAACAGCAACCCCAACAUGGCCACAAGCUCGUCAUCUAAGCCAAAACUAGACAAGAUGUUCAGCGACCUACAAGAUACACAGGAGGACUCACCCGACGAGUUAGGCGCAGGCUCCGCGAUUGAGUAUGCUUCGAGCUUAGGUGUUGACCCGGAGAGCGUCGGCAUCUUCGUGCUCAUGGAACUGGUCAAAGCCCCAGCCUUUGGUGUCAUUACCCGUUCAGGAUUUGUUGAAGGAUGGCAAGCUACCAAUGCCCCGGCAUCCAAAUCAGGACAAAAAGACUACAUACAGAGCGUUAUCAGGAAUUUGCCGCAGGACCACGAGCUCUUCAAGAGGGUCUACAGGCAUGCCUUCAUUGCUGGAAGGGAAACACCAGAGCAGCGCGCUCUGCCUCUCGAGAAUGCUCUUGUAUACUGGCAAUGCUUCUUUGGUCCAGAAAUGCCACACAGCAAGCCGUGGGUGGCAAAGUCUAGUCAAAGUGGGGGGACGACGGAUUUCCUCGACCUUUGGACAGAGUAUCUCAAGAACAACUGGUCGCGGACGGUUUCCAAGGACAUGUGGAACCAAACCCUCGACUUUGCUGUCAAGAGCACUGCGGAUUCGACAUUGAGCUUCUGGACACCGGAGGGAUCAUGGCCAUCGGUCAUUGAUGGUUUUGUUGAGUGGCUUCGCAACAAGGGAAUUGGUGUCGCAUCAGGCAUGGAAGUCGACUCCUGAUGUAUCCUCGGACACAUUGCGACCAUGACAGCUGGUCCUAGGACAUAUUCUAGAGGGUCGGUCUUGGCCCCUUGAUAGUGGAGGGGUGUUCUUGUGUGCAUGGAGAGUCGGCGUAUACUGCACCACUUAUCGAAGAUUGUGAUCUGAAUGCGUCCUCCAAAUUGGUGGGUAGUUGCGAAGUACGCAGGAGGUUAUACCCUAUACGCAGCGAUUUUGAUGAAGCAAUAGAUUUUCAUAAAUAUGAAUUUUCUUUGCUCUUGCAUUUCACCCCGGG
This is a messenger RNA of Pyricularia oryzae 70-15, 1732 nucleotides long. RefSeq names its product defective in Cullin neddylation protein 1. Gene Ontology annotation, cellular component: ubiquitin ligase complex. NCBI's taxonomy places the organism in Eukaryota, Fungi, Ascomycota, Sordariomycetes, Magnaporthales, Pyriculariaceae. Gene Ontology annotation, biological process: protein neddylation; positive regulation of ubiquitin-protein transferase activity. The coding region runs from base 613 to 1458 and encodes 281 amino acids. Gene Ontology annotation, molecular function: ubiquitin conjugating enzyme binding; ubiquitin-like protein binding; cullin family protein binding. The record is from RefSeq and is a predicted model, not a curated record. The transcript is spliced from 5 exons.